Messenger RNA from Cyclospora cayetanensis, 4791 nucleotides. RefSeq lists its product as uncharacterized. The record is from RefSeq and is a predicted model, not a curated record. NCBI's taxonomy places the organism in Eukaryota, Apicomplexa, Conoidasida, Eucoccidiorida, Eimeriidae. The transcript has 12 exons. Bases 1 to 4791 code for a protein of 1596 amino acids.
AUGCAGUCCUCCCCCACAACUAGGGGCCUCGACUUCGACCCCAACUGCAGGAGGCUGCUCGAGGCUUCCAACGAAUUGCAGCAGCGACAGCAGCAACAGCAGCACCAGCAGCAACAGCAGCAGCAGCAGCAGCAGCAGCUGGUUCUACCGCCGCAGCAGCAGCUGCAGCACAUGCAGCUGCUCCAGAGCCAGCAGUACUUGCAGCAGCAGCAACAGACCUUUCAGCAGCAGCAGCUGCUCCUCGCCCAUGGCGCCCUUCCCUUUGCGUGCCCUACGCCGGAGCUCCCCAAGGGGGGGGGGCCCUCUCAUCUGCCUAAAUACCAGGGGAUGCUCUUCCAGGAGGGGGGAGGGGCCUCCGGCUCGCCCUUCUCACAACUGCCCGUGUCUCAGCGAGCGAAGGCCUCCCCAGCACCAGCUGCGGCUGCUGCAGAAGGAAUGCCUCACUAUAACAGCAACGCAAGCACCACCAGUGCCACGAACAGCAGCCAGAGUCUUGUCACGCCGCCUCCCAAGAGGGGCCAUGGCGCGGGGGGCCCCCAUGCAGCUGCGAGUUCGGCGCAGCGCGUGCGUGGGAGCCUCUCGCGAGCAGGAGCUGCGAAGGGGAGUGGUCGCCUUGGUGGCGGAGCUUCCAGUGGGGGCCCUUUGAAGGCUCCCUCCUACGUGAAUUCAGGGGUUUCAGUCGCACCAAGUGGGGCCCCCACGCCGUCGGUCGUUGGUGACAGGUGGUGUGCAGCGGGGGGUGGGAGGCCCCCCGAAGCGGUGGCCAGACAGUGUUACUAUCACCCCGUUAAGGGGGAGUGGCGUGCGCGCUAUUUGGUGGAUGGAAAAAAGCGCAUGAAAAGCUUCAGCCUCCGCAGGCACUCCAACGACGUGGCCCUGGCCUUAGCAGAGAUGUUUCUGGUGUAUGUCCACCUCAAGGGGGCCCCCGCAAGCGAUCAGGAGGUCCGUGGCUGGCACCAGGCUGUUUGCGCGCUGAGCCGUUCCGCCGGUGAGGCUGCCAAAGCUGCUCCCGCUGCUUCCAGACUGGAAGACGCAGGGGGGGGCACUCCAGCGAUUUGGCCUCCCGCCGGAGGGGGGGGGGAAACGCGGCAGCACGCAGCGACUUUGGGAAUGCCGGACGAAACGGCUCCAGACGCUUCCCCGUGGACGGCAUCUCCCGAGUGGAAGGAUGCGCAGAGCAAGUUUGGAGAAGCUCCGCCUUCUCCGUGGCUCGCAAGGGGACCUCAGAAGCAGGCAGUGCCUCCAGGAGGAGGACGUUCGGGGGUUUCUGGGGAGCCUUUGUCGGAGAGCUCUCGAGCAGAGGAUUGGAGGGAGCUGCUACGAGCUUGCAAGAGUCACCCAUGGGUAGCGAAAGGCUCAACUGCCUAUAUGCCCGCCACUGGCGUAUGGGACCUUGACUUCCAUCUUCCUCUCGGGGCCCCUCCGCCUCCGUUGCCAGCAGACGCUACGGGGGUUGAAGCUUCCUCCUUCGCUCCCGGUGAGGCUAGCAGAGCUGCCGGGCCCUUGGGGCCCUUUGGCUAUGGACGUGCAGCCUGCAGCCCAGCGACAGACAGCGUUACCCCUGGGGUGCCGCUCAUGCAGGAAUCGUGUGAAGGACGUGUUGGUCUUGAGGCUUUCCAGUUUUCUGCGGAGAAAGCUCCGCCUCGCCAGUUGGGAGCCCCUAUGGUGCACUCUGUGGGGCCCCAAGGGACUGCCAACAACGCGGGUUCAAACGGACGGGCUUUCCUGCUGCCUAUCCUGAGGGCCCGCAUUUCAGACUUUUUGCUGCUCUGUAGGGGCAUGGGAAUACGUGGCGCGGCGUUUGGAGCUGCAGAAGCGGCUGCCACCCCUACGGCUACGAGUCUUUCAGAGGCUGGCGAUCCUGCAGUUCAAGGCGCAGGCUUGGCAGCGCUGCAGCCUAGAGGGGCGUUGCAAGUCUCACGCCAGUGGGGUCUUCUGGGGGGCCAGCUGUUCAGCGCCAUUAGGCAGCUUCAGCAGCAACUGCAAAAGCAGUGUCAGGAGGCGUCGUCUCGCGAGGCUGUGAAGGGGCCCUCCUCCGAUGGGGAGAUCGAUGAGAAGGCGUUCGAGGCUUGCAAGGUGGCGGAAGAUCGCGCUGCCAAGGGGCCUCCUUCGGGGUCGGCCCUGACGCUGGAGGGGGCACUCAAACCAGAAGCAGCAGCAGCAGCCGCAGCAACACUCCUGGCUUGGAGGCCUGUGCUGCAGACUCCAAGAGCCUCCUCGAUGGAGAGACCCCUUGAUGCUGUUUGUGCGGAGGCCAGCUCGGGCCCGCAUCACGUUCCUUUUGCGGGAGCCUCGCAAGACGUUAUUGCACAUCCUUCGAGAGGCGCUGCAGCAGCUGAGAAGGCUCCUGUUGGCGAGGCUGACGGCUCUACGCAGGCUUUAGCGACGGAAAUCCGACACUUUCUCACGGAGGACAGUGUGACCUGCGCUAUGCGACACUGGCGUUUCGUAGCGACGCGCGCAGUUGAGGCAGUGCAUCAGUUUAGACGCCUCGAGGCGGCAAUCUGCAGCAAAAAUGAGGCCAUGCAGAUGCUGCAUGUUGCUCUGCAUCUUUGUCGGAGGGCGGCGGCUGCUGUCCUGGCAGUGCCUUCGACGGGAGCCACCAAGGAGCGGCCUUCACAGGGGGUGUUUGAAGCCUCCUUUGAGGCUGGCUCCGAGGAUUGGCGGAACGGUACGCUGCAGAUGCAGCAGCCUCACCAGAAGCACCACCACACAGCUUCCCCAGGAGUUGCAGCCCGGUUAAGCGAAUACAUUGAGGGCAUCAAAACAGCCGUUCUGAGCCAGAAGGGGGCCCCUCUGACGCGAGAAGCAGUAGAGCAGGUGUCGCAGGAGAUCUCCCGGCGACUUUCGGCAGCCUCUACAGAACACAAGCAAGUCAGCAGCCGCGACAGCAACAGCACCAGCACCAGCACCACCCUCACCACUCCCAUGUUUGCUUCGGACUCCCCCCAUGAGGUGCUUCGGGAAUGUGGAGUGGUGGAGGGGCGGCUGCUGGAGUUGCAGAAGGAAACGGAUCUGCUGCUGCUGAAGCAGGAGGACCUUCUAAGGGCUCUCUCGGAAGACGUCGCCUUCAUGGAUUUAAUGGCGCAGCGGCUGCUGCCUCCUGGAGAGGAACAGGACGUGCAACACCACUUAGAUGGUGUCACUGAGGACGGUGGCGCGUUGCGAAAUGCAGGCGAGGGUCAGUCCUCUCUCGCCUGGGGCAUGCAGCACGUCCAAGAUCCACCCUCGCUCUUCCUCAUCGAUGCUCCUCAAGGAGCAGCAACAACGCUUACAGAACGAGCAGCAUCAGGGGUUCCAGGGGGUGCAGAGGUAGCAGCAGCUGAAGGGGACGUAAGAAUGCGAUUGGAUGACAAGCAAGGCGCUGGGUCUGGGGGAACGACGGCAUUCUGCCCGAAGGGCGACAUCUCCGGGGAAACCUCUUUCGAGGCGGAGCAGCGUUAUGUUGGCCAGCGCUUCCUGGGGCCCCUGGGGGCCCCUGCUAUCUGUGCGUUUGAUCGAGUGCUUCAGAAGCGAGUUUCUAAGGUGCAGCUGUUUCUUCGAGGACCCCAAGAAGCCUACUGGUGCACGCGAUAUGGGGAGGGAGACGGCUGCGUGAGGGCCUACUCCGUUCGAGCCUUAGGUUUUGCAGAGGCUCUAAGGAGAGCCGUGGCGCUUCGACUGGCUGCCACAGGUCACCCGCUGGGGCAGGGAAUAGGCGACCGAGUUGCUCCCGCCUUGCUGCAGCAGCAGCAGCAGCAGCAACAGCAGCAGCAACAACGGCAACAACAGCAACAACAACAGCAACAGCCCAUUGUGCAAGGAGCUGGAGGCGCACUCGGAGGCCGGCAGCUGCAACUGCAACCGACACAGCAGUUCUUGGGAGAUUGGGGAACUCCCGAUAUCUCGCUUACGGGAGAGAAUUCAAGAGGCUCUGUUGCAACGCCAGCUCUAUGCAGCAGCACCGCCUCGGUCCCUCUGUCGUGGCCGCUUCCCGGAUCGUCAUCGAUUGCUGGGGAGACUCUGUUUCAAGCACCCGUAUUUGGAGGCCCUCGGACCCCCGUAGGAAGAGUGGAGGAUUGCCAAGGGGGCACACCCUUGUUCAGCGGGGAUGGGAAUGGUCCUGUUGCGGGGGGAGGGCCCUUGCUGCUGGACGCUGGUGGUGCAAGUGGGGUGGGUGGCAUCUGGGAAGCGCACAAAAACAGGGGCCCUGUGGGGGGCCCCAGAGGCCCCUCUGGGAGCCAAAGGCUUCAGCACUACCGCGCGCUCAGCUUAGGGCCCAGAGAGGGCUCUCUGCGGUGUUCCGGACUUAGGCCUUUAGUGCGACGGUAUGAUGACUCUUGGAGGUGGUCUGCUGAGACACCACGACGCCACAGGGCACAGGUAGGCUCCCGAGCGCUCUGCACCUUCGCUGCCCAUCAGAAACGAGGAGUGCGGCAAGCGAGUGCUCCUGCGUUAGUAUCAGAAAAGCCAUGCUUCCAUAUGGGUCUACCUUCACGAGCUGCGUCACCAAGCGCCUCAGCUGCUGCAUUACUGGCAUCAGCAGUAGUAGUUACUGCCGAAGCGUUUAUUGACUUUUGUUUUCCCUGGUCCUUCAAGGAGGCUGCGUGGUGUUUUCAACAUGAAGAGAGCGGGGAAGCUAUGGUGAGCGUGGCUCGAAGCACUCCAACCAAUCGCAUUCAGUUGCACAUUGCACGUAGCACACACGCGCACGGCAUUGGGUCUUCCUACAUCGAGCUUCCACAACACUGCAAUGAAGAAGAUAUACCAACCGAAAAGCCAAUUGCUCAAAUCUCUACAAAUCCCCAGUGA